GUGCUCGAAAAAUAAACAUAUUCAAAGUCCUUUUCAGCCACACUUUGUAGUUGCUUCAAAAAAGCACUAAACGUGACAUUGGUGUUGAUUGACAAGUAUGACAUUCACGUGUGGUGUAUGACGACAAUAUUUUUACGUACAAUGUUAUUCAGUUAAUGCGAGUUGGUACCAACUAGGGUCUGAAGAUAGCGUAUGCGAUGCUUCCAUCACUGCAGAAAUAUUUCGCAACUGUUGGUAUACCCACGAGACGAUGUGUAUGAUAUGAAUAAUUAACACAACUAUUUGCGUGGCCUGAAAUGUUUGUUUUGCAACUACACUUCUUUACGGGAAAUUCCCAUCUUCAGCGACAGUCAGCUGUAACAAUCCAAACGGGAACGAUGGUUGUCUUGGAAGACUCUUUGAAAUGGGCUCACCUUCGAGGGAGCACAAUCAAGGAUCAGUUGCGGAAGCUCCGGAAGGACUUGUUUGAUGGAAACUAUUUCCCGAUGCUGGAGAACUUUCUGAUGAUUCCAGGCGUUUGUUUGUCUCCCGAGAUGAAACCUUGGAAGCGGAGAGUCUGCCGAACCAUCAACGUGAUAAGCGUUCUGCAAAUUGCUCUAACCAUCGGAACAUGGAAGCGAAAUCCCGAUGUUCUGCAAAUUGCGUGGUAUGUGCUCAAAGUGUUCGGAGUCACAACGUGCAGUCUCAAAGUUUUGAUGUUGAUGCGGUUUGCCGAGCCGAUCCGGAGAGUACAGAGUUACAUUAUGUCCAAGUCCACGGUCGCCGACGUUGAGCAGUACGAAGCAGUUGUUCGCAAAAAGUUUGGGAGAUCCGUUCAGAGCCUCAUCGUGGCCAUAUUGACAAUGGUGAUAAUAGACGUGGUCACAAUUUGCGUGCCAAAUUCACAACGUAACAAGCUUCUGGCGAUUCCUUCGUUCUGUUUGGUUUUUGGAUCUUUGUGUUAUGAAACUUUGCAUUGUCUGUACAUAUUUUUCGUACCAUUGAUUUGGAUUCCAAUGUACUUGAGCUAUCCUCUUGUGAUGGGAAUACUGUUGACUGGUUUGCGAACUGAACUGCAGAUUCUUCAGCACCGCAUCGAAAGUUUAGUGCACCGGACGAAACCGGAGCUUUUCCAAGAUGAUUACUGGAAACAACUGAAGAACGUAGUCCGUGAUUUGGUUAUGCAACAGCAAGAUCUGUUCAGGCAUUUCCAGAUUGUUCGACAAUUGGUUGGGAUUGGAUUCUUCAUUUCAUAUCACUUUGCAAUUUUCUUCAUUGGAGCCAUGUUGUUUUUCGCCAAAAUGCAGAAUGUGGCUUUUUUCCUUGUGUUUAUGCUUUCAACAUUCAUGAUUGUUAUCUUCGAGUGCUACUGCUGGUGUCAUCUGGUGGACUCUCUCGGUAAUGUCCUUGAUGCCAUUGGUCAAAACAUAUAUUGGUUGUGCACUACACUACCGUACUCUCACGAACACCACUCUGAAUUUGUGGCUAUGCGGACUAGCUUGAUGAUCAUCUUGAUGAACACACGCAGAGGUGCACAAGUGAAUUGCCUCGGGAUGUUUCGCAUUUGCUUCGAGAAAUUCGUCAGCUUGUGUAAUACUAGUUAUACAGUUUUUACGUUUUUCAUCAGCAUGCGUUAAACUAAGCAGAUUAGUUUGGUGUUUGAAUUACAAAUAUUAUUACCACUAAUUGAAUGGAAUUCGUCACUGGAACUGUACCA
Molecule: messenger RNA, 1696 nt
Organism: Aedes albopictus (Asian tiger mosquito)
Lineage: Eukaryota; Metazoa; Arthropoda; Insecta; Diptera; Culicidae
Exons: 3
Coding region: 297-1616 (439 amino acids)
Biological process (GO): detection of chemical stimulus involved in sensory perception of smell; sensory perception of smell
Cellular component (GO): plasma membrane
Molecular function (GO): olfactory receptor activity; odorant binding
Source: RefSeq, a predicted model, not a curated record